This is a messenger RNA of Dacryopinax primogenitus, 1422 nucleotides long. Its product is annotated as succinate-CoA ligase. The record is from RefSeq and is a predicted model, not a curated record. Gene Ontology annotation, biological process: succinyl-CoA metabolic process; tricarboxylic acid cycle. Gene Ontology annotation, molecular function: succinate-CoA ligase (ADP-forming) activity; ATP binding. Lineage: Eukaryota; Fungi; Basidiomycota; Dacrymycetes; Dacrymycetales; Dacrymycetaceae. Gene Ontology annotation, cellular component: mitochondrion; succinate-CoA ligase complex. The coding region runs from base 72 to 1322 and encodes 416 amino acids. The transcript is spliced from 7 exons.
CACAACCCAACCAGUACAUCUCACGGACUUGCUGUCGUCGACCUUUAUCCCCAGCAUCAUCCAGCAGCACCAUGUUCCGCACUGCGAGGGCCGCGCCCGCUAUCAAGCGUUUCGCAGGUCAGAAACGCUUUCUUAGCAUUCAUGAGUAUCAGUCUGUCAAGCUGCUGAACUCUUACGGUGUGCCCACCCCAAAGAGCAUCCCUGCAAAGUCUGCUCAGGAGGCUUUCGACGUGGCGAAGAACUUCGGAACUAACGAGCUCGUCAUCAAGGCUCAAGUGCUCGCCGGUGGGCGUGGAAAGGGCCACUUUGAAAAUGGCUUCCAGGGCGGUGUGCACAUGGUCGACUCGGCAAAGGAGGCUGAGGACAUCGCGGAGAAGAUGAUCGGUCAUAAGCUGAUCACGAAGCAGACUGGUGAGAAGGGCAGGAUAUGCAACGCUGUCAUGCUCGCCGAGCGCCGCACAGCUGAUCACGAGUACUACGUUGCCAUUCUGAACGACCGCGCCUCGGAGUCGCCUGUACUCGUCGCCUCCGCUUCGGGCGGUAUGAACAUCGAGGAUGUAGCUAAGGAGAACCCGGAAGCUAUCAUCACUACCCCUAUCGACUUCAAGAAUGGUCUAUCUGACGAAGUCGCCCUGGGCGUCGCUAAGAAACUUGGGUUUAAGACUGAGUCGACACAGAAGCAGGCCGCGGAGAUCUUCCAGAACUUGUACAAGAUCUUCAAGGACAAGGAUGCUACCCAGAUCGAGAUCAACCCUCUUGGUGAGACCAAGGAUGGCGCUGUGCUUUGCAUGGAUGCCAAGUUCGGCUUUGACGAUAACGCCGAGUUCCGUCAGAAGGACAUCUUCGCCCUGCGUGACGUUACCCAGGAAGACCCAGCUGAAGUCGAGGCGCAAAAGUACAACCUCAAUUUCAUCAAGCUGGAUGGCAACGUCGGCUGCCUCGUUAACGGCGCUGGUCUAGCUAUGGCUACCAUGGACGUGCUCAAGUUGCACGGCGGUGACCCAGCCAACUUCCUUGAUGUUGGUGGUGGGGCUACCCCUGAGACCGUCAAAGCUGCUUUCGAGAUCCUCCUCGGCGACCCUAACGUCAAGUCGAUCUUUGUCAACAUCUUCGGUGGUAUCAUGCGGUGCGACUACAUUGCUGAGGGUGUGAUUAAGGCUACGCAGGAACUGAACCUCAGUGUACCCCUGGUUGUCCGUCUGCAGGGUACAAAGGAGCCCGAGGCGAAAGCGCUAAUCCGUGAAUCAGGUUUGAAGAUCUACCCAUACGACGAUCUGGACGAGGCCGCGGAGAAGGCUUGUGAGCUGGCUCAUGCCGGAUAAAAUGUUCCUCUUGUCCCAUGAAUCCUCCUUACGUUACACAAACCUUUUUGUCCUCAAAGAACAUAUUUAUACCAUGGAAAGAAAUGCAAUGACAACUUUG